Messenger RNA from Helicoverpa zea (corn earworm), 7467 nucleotides. Its product is annotated as pneumococcal serine-rich repeat protein-like. NCBI's taxonomy places the organism in Eukaryota, Metazoa, Arthropoda, Insecta, Lepidoptera, Noctuidae. Bases 56 to 7183 code for a protein of 2375 amino acids. The transcript has 3 exons. The record is from RefSeq and is a predicted model, not a curated record.
ACCAGUUUAAGUGGGAUCAGCUGUGCACGCGCAUCCCUCGAGAGGGAUCAGGACGAUGUUUUUGGUAAUAUUAACCGCUUUAGCAGCGGUAUGUGGGGCAGCGAAGCUCGACACGGGCUACCUGCCGCCAAUUUCAGCCAGGACCGCUGGAGGUAGCCUCGGCGAUUUGCUGGCUCCUUUAGAAGGAGCCAACCAAGUCGCUGAUGGACUUCCCACUGGCAGCUACACGAAUGACGUCCAAGGCGUGAUUGUAGAUGCAGCUAACCCUGGCAGUAGAACCUCAGGCCCUGAGCCUACUGGUCUAGGAGGACCCAGAGCUUCCUAUGGUUCAACAGACUCUAAAGUCGGAGAUGCCGCGUUCACUGGUUCUGUUACUGGAUCGGGAAGCUUUGGAGCUAACACUAGAAUAGCACCUGGCUUUGGAUCAUUUGUAGACACAGCUGGUUCUGAAGCUGACAAAAAGAGCGGUAGCAACUUAAAGUUCACCAGUGACGUAGGAUUGGAGAACUACAGCUAUGGCUACGAGACUGAUAAUGGAAUAUCUGUUGGAGAAAAUGGAGUUGCCUCAGGUGGUGUGCAAGCUCAGGGUGGUUAUUCCUACAAAGGGGACGAUGGCAAGACAUACAGUGUGACAUACACAGCUGAUAAAGAUGGCUACAAGCCACAAGGACAACACUUGCCAACACCACACCCAAUUCCUGAAGAGAUCUUGAAGUCUUUGGAGAAGAACGCUAAAGAGGAAGCUGCCGGCCAUGUAGAUGAUGGCUCGUACGAUGCGCAGAAAUACAAUGAUGAAGGCGAUUACUCAAGCAAUGGUGACAACAAUGGAAGGCCGACAGCAAGCGGCGGAGCCUCAACUGCUUCUAGUAGUGCGUACGCCAGUCAGUCUAGCCAAGCAACUAGACCAACAUCUGGAGUACUCAUUGGAUCUUACAAACCCGAAGCAGGUUUGAGUCAGUCUGCACGAGGAAGCGUAGCCCAAGGAUUCGGCCAAGUAUCUGGAAACAAGGACCAAAGUCAAAUUUCAGGACACAGCUCCUCUUUUGAAGCACAAUUUGGACAGUCUGGUUCUCCUAACCCUCAGGCUAGCCAUACUUUAGGAAGCUUUGGACCAGAUGGUGCAAUAAAGUCUCAAACUGAAUUUCAAAAUAGAUUUGGAAUAGGUCAACAGGGUGGUCAGCAAUUUUUAGGAUCAGGAUUCGGUUCUCCAUUAAGAAUACCCAAUUUUGACAACUCGCCUAACUCAGCCUUCAGUUCCGCGGUUGCUACGGGAUCAGGUAGUGCAAGUGCUUUCGCUUCUACCGGUAGUGUAGGAUCAGGACUUAAGAAUGAAUUCAAUGCUCCGUCAAACUCUUUCGGAUUAGCUGGCCAGCAAGCAUAUGGUUUACAAUCCGGAUCUCAGUCGUCUGCGGGUGAAUCGCUCUCUGUGCCAUCAACUGCUACUGCGUCAGCGUCUGUCUCAGGCUCUCUGACUCAACAGCAUACUUAUCCAUCAUCUGAACUCUCAGGCAAUUCCCCAUCAGCUCACGAGCACGGUCAGUCACCGUCGAGUGCAUCUGCUUCUGCUGUCGUAUCUGAAAGCGAAAGUGGACAAUUAAAUGGAGUUAACACAGGAUUGAAUUCAAAUACUUUCCCAAGUCGAUUUGGGGAAGGGCAACUAUCUGGAAAUUCCGCUUCAAGUGGUAAAUAUGAGUCAACUGGUAAACUAAACCUUAAUUCAAAACCCAAUGGUUUUGAUUCGUCAUCUGCUGCGUCUUCUGCACAAGGAGCAAAUUCUCAACCCUUAAGUUCGGUAGCUUCAGCUAGUGUUUCCGGAUCUUCCGCUUUCGGAGCAUCGACUCAACAAAGUGGUUUUGAAUCCCAAAAAACUCAACUAGGCAGCACUAAUUCUCAAUUCUCGGGUGUUAAACCUGUUAAACCUACUUUUGGUUUUGAAAGUAACCUAGGUUCAAAUCAAGCUUCUGCUUUCAACUCUUUUGGAUCCAGCAACGUUCCUGCUUCAUCGGCAGGUUCCUCACUAUCGACCCAAACUGGGUCAAUUGAUGCCACCUUUGCGUCUAGUACUCAGAAACCCUCUAUAACCCAACAACAGGGUGCAGAUGAUUCGUAUUACUACAACCAACCAUCGAAACUUUUUGUAAUCCCAAUCUCUAAUAACCGCCAGCCAAACAUCCCCGUGAGUUCUUCUUCCCUGCAGGGAUCAAAAUACCCCAGUACUCAGACUACGUCAACAACUGGACAAUAUCAAGGCUUUUCAUCAAACAACGGUAUCACUCAAGCUGCGGUAUCUCCUUUUGCGUCCGGUACUUCAUCAUCGUCUGCGCAAUUUGCAUCCCAGUCUAGUCAACUUGAUUCCAAACCAGCUCAAACAACACAGUUCGGUCAAUCAUCAUCUAGUCAACAAACUACACAAUUUGGAGUCACUGGAGCUCAAAUAAUCCAGAAACCUAUUGUUCAAAGUCAAGCACAGUUUUCCCAGUCGUCUACAAGUCAAACUACUGGCAGUGCUCAGGCACCAACACAGCAAUACCAAGGCACUGUUUACCAAUACAACAAACCAGAAGUGACCCUAUCUCCCCAGGGAAACAAAGAUAGCUUUUCUGCAUCUGCACAAGUUAAGCCAGUCCAGAUAUCGAGCGACAACAGGUUUGGAGCUCAACAAAGUACAUCACAAUUUGGUACUCAGUCUUCAUUCCAGCAGACUCAAACAAAUGUAGGUUCUAAUGUUGUAAGUUCCCAGAUUGGUCAAAAACCAAUAGUUAGCUCUCAAACUACCGGAUCAAAUUAUCAACAGACUCAGGUUAGUUCCGGAUCACAGUACAACCAAAAACCUCAGACAGUUCAAUCUAGCUUCACUUCAACCACAAACACACAAAAUCAGCAGUUUACUAAACCACAAUCUGUUGCUUUUGGAAACGCGUUCGCUCAAAACCAAAAUCAAUUCGGCAAGAAGCCUUCUGCUACCACACAAACAGGUUCUGCUUUCCAACAAUCGCAGUUUGGGUUAGCUAGCUCUCAAUUGGGUCAAAAGCCUCAAACUCAAGGUUCAAGCUUCUCUUCUACCCAAUACCAACAAACACAGUUCACAAAACCUCAAUCAACUGUAGGUUCUAGCGCCACUGCAAAUGCAUUCUCUCAAGGCCAGACUCAGUUUGGUAAAAAGCCCCUGUCAACCACACAAACAGGAUCCACUUUCCAACAAUCACAGUUUGGAUCUGCCGGUUCUCAAUUCAACCAAAAGCCUCAGAGCACUCAAGGUAGUGGUUUAGCAUCUACCUCCGGUCAGACAACAUUUGGUCAAAAACCUGUUGGCACUACUCAAAGUGGUUCUUACCAGCAAUCACAGUUUGGAUUAGCUAGCUCUCAGUUUGGUCAAAAGCCCCAAACUCAAGGGUCUAGUUUCACUUCCACUACAAACAGUCAAUACCAACAAACUCAGUUCACAAAGCCACAGACAUCUGCUGGUUCUAGCUUAACUGGUAACACAUUUACUCAAAGCCAGACUCAGUUUGGUAAGAAACCCUCUGGAACUACUUUUGGACAAAAACCUGUUGGUACCGCACAAACGGGAUCUUCAUUCCAACAGUCUCAGUUUGGAUCUACUGUAUCUCAAGUCAAGCCUCAGACAACUCAAGGUAGUGGUUUAGCAUCUACCUCGGGUCAGACAACAUUUGGUCAAAAACCAGUGGGCACUUCACAAACUGGUUCUUACCAGCAAUCACAGUUUGGAUUAGCUAGCUCUCAGUUUGGUCAAAAACCCCAAACUCAAGGGUCUAGUUUUACUUCAACUACGAACACACAAUACCAACAAACACAGUUCACAAAGCCCCAAUCAACUGUAGGUUCAACUGCAACUGCUAACGCGUUUUCUCAAAGCCAGUCUCAGUUUGGUAAGAAACCCUCUGGAACUACUUUUGGACAGAAACCUGUUGGUACCACACAAACAGGAUCUUCCUUCCAACAGUCGCAAUUUGGAUCUACCGUCUCUCAAGUCAAGCCUCAAGUAACUCAAGGUUUAGCUUCGACUUCGGGUCAAGCGACAUUUGAUCAAAAACCCGUUGGUUCUACGCAAACUGGUUCUUCUUACCAACAGUCGCAGUUUGGGUCAACUAGCUCUCAGUUUGGUCUAAAGCCGCAAACUCAAGGUUCUAGUUUUACAUCCAAUAAAUACUCUCAAGGCAGCACAUUCCAAAACAAGCCUGUUGUAAGCACUCAAACAAGCACAACAUCACAGCAGACGCAAUUUGGUUCAACUACGUCCCAAUUCGGUCAAAAUGCUCAGACAGUCCAAGGUUUUGGUUCAACUACAGUUAAACCAUCAUAUGUACAAAAACCGUUCGCUUCCUCAUUCCAACAAAACCAAGUAGGAUCAACUGGCUCUCAAUACGGUCAAAAUUCUCAAUCCACCCAAGGUUCAAGUUUGACAUCCGUUAAUUCUCAAACGUCAUAUGGUAAGAAACCUGUUUCAUCACAAACACAGUUUGGUGUAGGUAGUUCCCAGUUUACUCAGGCUCAAUCUACUCAAUUUGGAAAAAAACCCAGCACCACACAAACUGGAUCAGCAUUCCAGCAAACUCAGUCAGGGUCUGUUAGCUCACAAUUUGGUCAAAAGCCACUGAAUACUCAAUUUGGAUCAACUUCCUCACAGUUCGGUCUGAAUUCUCAAACAUCUCAAGCCGGUGUUGUGUCAACUGCCUCUCAAACAUCGUUCGGCUCUAAACCAGUGAAUCAACAGAACCAAUUCGGAUCAGUAAGUUCUCAAUUUUCUCAGACAUCCCAAUACGGUAAGAAACCGACACAAACAUUCCAACAGACUCAAAGUUCACAAUCUAAUCAAGGUUUCGGCGUAUCUUCGACUACAGCCAAACCCUCAAUUGGCAAUGGACCUUCCAUAAGCUCUCAAUUUGGUCAGAAGCCGCUUACUUCUCAAUCCGGAUUAACUACCCAGUUUGGUCAGAAUUCUCAAUCAUCGCAAGGCUCAAGUUUGACUUCGACUGCGUCUCAAACGUCUUUUGGUUCAAAACCUGUAAACCAGCAGACUCAAUUUGGAUCAACUGGAUCUCAGUUCUCCCAAAGCUUCCAAACUUCCCAGUUUGGUAAAAAGCCAAUAAGUGCCAGUAGUACCACUAGUCAAACUGGAUCCAUAUCCCAACAGUCUAGCACUCAGUUUGGACAGAAACCACAAACAACUCAAGGUUCCGGCUUUAACUCAAACACUUUCUCCCAAAGCCAAACUACGCAGUUUGUUAACAAACCUGCACAAAUUGGUUCGACAUUCCAGCAGUCACAAUUAGCUGGCUCUCAAUUCAAUCAAAAGCCUCAAACAAGUACUGAAUCAACCUCGACUUUCAGUCAAUCUUCAUUUACUCAAGAGCCUUCCAGCACUGUGCAGACUAGUUCUUUUAACCAACAAUCACAAACAUCAUCCGGUAGCUUACAAUCCAGUCAAAAACCAGUGACAUCUUCCCAAGGAUUGGGACAAGCUGUGCAGACCUCACAGUCAGGCCCGACUAGUUUUGGUCAGAACACUCAAUUCAGUAGUUCACAAUAUGGACAGAAACCACAGUUGAGUGCUGGUGCAGCUUCUCAAACCCAAUUAGGACAAACUACCCAAUCUGGUAACAAAAUUUCUGGAUCUUCAUCAACAACGGGGUCCGGCUUCCAAUCUCAGUUCUCGAGUUCUUCUGGAUCACAGCUUGGUCAGUCUAUUCAAGGUAGUUCUCAAGGUCAAGUUAUUCAGUCUACUCAAUACGGAAUAAAGCCUGUAGGUAGUGCUCAAAGCUCUCAAGCAUCAGCGCAGUUUGGUUCAACAUCAUCACAGUUUGGCCAGGCAUCACAACUAUCUCAAGGUAACGUACCUGCCUUAACAACCGUUUCUCAAAGUGUUAAGCCACAGAACAUUGGUUCAGGUUUCCAGACCAUUAGUACGACAGCUACCCCGGUCCGUUUUGGUUCCACCCCAACACACUUUGGACAAAAGCCACAGGCUCAAGCAAGUGCAUUCGCGUCUAGCUCAGGCUCUAAAAAUGUAGCGUCAUUUGGCAAUACGCAAACAGGCCAAGUCUCUCAGUUUGGGGCACAAAACCAAGCUGUUUCGACUACCCAAAAACCAUUAGUAAGUUCCCUUUCUCAAAAUAACUACCAACAGUCGCAAUAUACACAAACUUCGGAAAAGGUAAAUAGUCAGUCUCAAUUUGGUCAGGGCACACAAUCUAAUGUAGGCACAGGACAGUUCGGUGUUCAGAGCUCAUUUGGUUUAGCGUCUCAAAAACCUAUUGGGUUCCAAUCAACACAAUCUAGUUUCCAACAAACCCAGUUUAACCAGCCCCAAAAACCUGUUCCUAGCUCUCAGGGAUCUGCUUUCCAGGCCGGACAAUUAGUCGGAACCCAAUCAACUCAAAGUAGCGUUCAAAGCUCAAGUGUAACCGCUGGUCAAGGUUCCCAAAGCUUAGUGGGUAGUGGCUACAACUAUCAACAACCACAAUCUGUGUUCACCACCCAAUUUGGAUCCCAAGGUAAUGCUCAGGGCCAAAAAGUGCAGCAAGGUCAGUCAAACUUUAACUCAGUAGUGUCCACAGCACAAACACCUAUCAACAGCGGGCCUCUUAACUCCUUUGGCAUCUCUUCAACUCAGGGUAGUUUCCAACAGACCCAGGGCUCAACACAAUUUGGUGCUCAGUCUACCAAACCUGUAGUCAAUGGUCCAGUUCUGUCGCCUUUCAACAAUGCUCAAUCUUUCAAGCCAGCCAGCACUGCGUCGGCACAGGGAUCAAGUUCCCAGAGUCAGUCUUCAGCGGUCAUUACUUCUCAAUUCGGAAUUCGACCGAAUCAGCCAAGUGGCUUAGCACAGUUUAAUGGACAGCAGUUCCAGUCUUCGUUCAAUUCUGGAAGCCAAUCGGUUGUAGGAUCUACGCCUGAAUACACUAUUCAGCAAGCUCCUGGUAUUUUCAUAGGUACUCAGCAGCCCGUUGCUUCCAGCUCAGCUCAAGCCAGCUUACCUUCUAGUGUAGGAGCUAAUCUUAACGGUCAAUCAGAAAGUUUUGCCGUUUCGACUGUUCAAACGCCUGUAUCUAUCCAAGGGUACGAAAUACUUAGCAACCAAGGAUUUGUAGGUCACUCAGAAGAGUUCGGAGGUCCAAGAGAUCCUCCUAGGUUCGAUGAUAAAACUGGAUAUCAUUAUUAAACAGUGCCAUAUAGACUGGAUAUUAUGUAACGUUUGAAAACAAUUCAAUGUAAAUACGAACUGAUAAAUACUGAAAAAAAUAUAAUAAGAUAAAUACUUCUAUUAAAAUGAUAUAAUAAUUAUGUUUCUUUUCUGUAACAUAGUAAAUGAUUCAGUUUUUAACAGUUCAUAAAUUAGUUUUUAAAUAAUAUAAUAUUUUGUUUACAAUGUAGAGAACACCAAGAAAUGAAUUAAGAAUUCAAAAUAAAUGUUAUAAAUAAAUUAUUAAAAUGUAAAUAAUAAAA